Molecule: messenger RNA, 3068 nt
Organism: Diabrotica virgifera virgifera (western corn rootworm)
Lineage: Eukaryota; Metazoa; Arthropoda; Insecta; Coleoptera; Chrysomelidae
Exons: 10
Coding region: 149-3007 (952 amino acids)
Source: RefSeq, a predicted model, not a curated record
CAUUUAUUGAUUUACAAGUAUAUUAUUGAUUACUAUCAAAACCGAAAAGUUACUAAUAUAUUUGCAAAAAUAAUUUUGCUAUUUAAAAGAUGUCCAUUACUCCCAUUAGUUUCAGAUAGAUGUAAAUAGAAGUUAAUUUUUUUGUACUAUGGAAGCAACACUGACCUUUUCUGUUUGCUAUAGAACACCAGAAGGUUUUCUUACGGAACAAUUUGAACAGUUAGAGUAUGACACUGUAGUACUUUUUAUUUUUACAGAAAAUCUAAAAAUUAGUAUCCACCAAAUUUUUGGCAUUCCACCGCAUAGACAAAUAAUUGAUGGAUGGAGAACUGAACCCGAAAACGAUCAGUCUUUACUCCAAAUAUGUACAGAUUUAGGACGUACAAAUUACUUGUUUUUAAGAUGUAGACAGGAGGAAUCAAUUCCAACUGACAGCUCUUUCAAUGCUCAGGAAAAUGAAAGAGAUUGUAUGGAAAUCAGAGCAGUAAAAAGUUGUAUAAGAAAAAUUAGUACCCACAUAACUGCGUCAAGCGUAAGGUUUAAUAUGGGAAAACUAUCCAAUAUUAAAGAUACUGUACUUCUUGCUCCUCCUCUAAAUCGAAAGUUUGUAGUGUUAUAUAUGCACAAUUCGAGGGAGGAAUUUUCAACUACAUUUUUGACAAGAUAUUUGCGAGACGAAGAAAUUUCAAAAAUUUUAAAUGACUACUUUUGUAUUAUUGGAUGGGAUGUAGAAAACAGAGCUUAUCACUCGGCGCUUUGUAAAGCUGUAGAAGAUGCUAACUUCGGUAAUCUAUCUGCAUUGAUUCAGUCUGAAGCAUGCGCAGCAGUUAUUAUUCAAAAUAUAAAUGGCUUCCCCAAUAUUCUUUCAUUUUUAAUUGGAGACGAAGUAGAUUCGAGCCGUGAUUCAUUUUUAUUAUGUCUACAAAAUUGUCGCGACUAUUUAAUUGUCGAUCGCAUGUUAGCAAAUGGAUUAGACGGUUCUUCACAGAGCAACGAAAUGACUUCGGAAGCUUUUCAAAAAAUUAUGGCAGACAGACUUGGCGAUAGAGACUACGAUAGUUUCGCUUUUGACGAACAUGAUCUCUUGAAGAAGAAAAUUGGUUUUGCAAUAUUUGGUCCUCCUGGUCAAGAAACAGGAAAUGGAUAUGACAAAGCUCAAAAUUCGCAGAUCGAACAUUUGUUCAACUCUAUUUUAAAACACAAUAAUUUAUACGCCGAGUACCAAGAUCAGGUUGAACUAGCUUUUAUUUAUGUCGUCUUAGAGCCAACAGAAAAACAAGCAACUGAUCGUAUGAAACAAAACCCAAAUUAUAAUCCACGUAUUGAUAUAUCUCCUAUUCCCAUAUUUGUUUUAAGAAAGUGUCGACAAGAAGAAGGUGAAGCUUGCAGAAUUUUUAUAGACCACAAUGGACGAGUGUAUUCAAAUUGGCAAGAUUAUUUAAAAAAUAACAAGUUAUCUGAAAGUAUAAUGGUGUUACCAUUAAAUGGAAGAUACGAAGUAGAGGAUGGCACAGUAUUACUAGAAAAACAUGAAACUCCUAGCUGUGGAGUAUUAAAUACGGUGCUAAGAGUUGGUGAUAUAAGUAGUAUGGUUGCUGGGCUUGGAUCUGGUUUUUUUAUGCUUGCUGGUGCUGCAGCUAGUGCUAUUGUACCUCCCGUUGUGAUUGGUGCAGGAAUUACAGCUGGUGUUUAUAGUGUUACUAGAAGUGCUUUUGGUUUGGCCGAUAAAUAUACCCACGAUGAGAAUUUAAGUAUUUUCAACUCAGAAGCACGAGGAAUCUAUAUUAACAUUCUGGCUGGAUCUUUGGGAUUUGUUGGAGCCGGAGCAAAUAUGGCUGUCUCUCAAUUAAUUUCACGUGGAGUCAAUAUUGGUCAGGGUGUUGGAUUAGCAGUUAAUGCGCUUAGUGUGGCAAAUAUAGGAAUCAGUGGUAUUGGUAUAAUAAACUCCAGCUACGAUGUCUUUGAUAUGUGGAUAAAUCAUAAGCAGGCUCCUUCUGCAUUGACGAUAUUACAGUUAGCCUCUUCAGUAUUAUUCUUUGGCAAUGCAGUAUACAACUUCAGAACUGUUGGACAAAUGAUAGACGAAACACAGGGUAGAGUUUUAGAAGAUUAUUAUGACUCCUUGAGAUCUAACAGACACAGGAAAACCUUUGACAAACUUAUGAAAGAAACAAUCAGGCAAAACGACGGUAAUCAAGUACAAGGAAGGGCCGAAGUUAUCAAGACGAUACGAAAUAUUGGAAAUAAAGACGAUGUAUUUGCAGCUCUGACAAGAAAUAAUAAGUUGAUGAAUAGAAACGGUAUUCGUUUCUCCGCAAAUGGAGGAGAAAUAACACUAAAUGGUCAACCUAUCAACAUGAACGAAUUUAUAGGAAUGAACAGGGAACACGCAAGUGCCUUUUUGUCCAAUUUGCCUAGAGAAUCGCACAUAACAAUGAGCGAUACUAAUUCUAUGAUUGAUAAUUUCUCUUUGAACAAUUGGUCUAUACCUAAUGUUCAAGUAUUCGCUGGAUUUGCCUUAACCUUAAUUAGCAAAUUCUCAAAUGAUAUCCAAGGUAUGAUAAUGGAAUUAGUACAAAAGGCCAUAGACCUUCUCUUCAGAUAUUUUAGAGAUGUAAUUAACGAAACAUUUGGUAGCUCUGCACAUCAAGAAAUAAUGAUCGCUGUAAUGGAAUAUUUCGCAGGACAAGCAUCAACCCUUCUUCAGAGAUACUCCACAUGGCGCAGUACUGGUAAUCCUAUUCACUACGAGUCUUACUUCGUAGAAGUACCUGUAGAACCAUCUGAAAGAUAUACAUGGAUUUUUAGCCGAAUAGUUAAAAUUUGUCAUGAAGCUGGUGAAUCUGUUAAUAAUAUCAAGGAAUAUUUAGAAGCGUGGCUACUAAAUACAAUAUAUACCAGACAGCUCAGAGAUGAAGCUAUUGCAAGAAGGGACCAGCAUUCGUCCAGAAACACUAAUAGUGUUUGUUGCACUAUUUGUAGAGGACGUUAUUUUACACAAUCAUAACAAACAUUAUUAACAUGUAUUUCAUAUAUUUUAUUAAACUUAUAUACAAGUGGAAAGACCA